Molecule: messenger RNA, 4202 nt
Organism: Linum trigynum
Lineage: Eukaryota; Viridiplantae; Streptophyta; Magnoliopsida; Malpighiales; Linaceae
Source: the annotation of a GenBank genome assembly
AUCCUCGAGGAAACAUUUGUAGCUUCGCCGGAGAAGGAAAAAAGUGGAGGUGGGAAAGGAAUAAAGACUCGAAAUUUGUAAUCUAAUUGGGGGAGCAUGAUGAGCAUUACUAUCAACACAAUUUUAGGUAUGAGAAUCUUUCAUUCGGGUGCAAGGUCUCGUGUUUGAGUCUUUCUAAAUUUUAAUUGUAUCUACGUACGAUCCUAAUAUUUGUUCAAUGCCGGCUCUUUGACCCCUGUCGGCGGAGGAUGUUCUUCUUUUAAAGUUUUUCCUUCUCUUGACUCACAUUGCCACAAUUAGAGCUGAUAAGAGGUUAUAUUAUGGAUAAACCGAACUGAUCGAUUGGUUAGCCCACACUGAUAAGAGGUCAAAACAGUCAAUUCAAUCGAUAGUUGAGACGGUUAGCUGUAACUGCUAAUCGUGAACUUUUAACAGUUUCAAUUUUUUUUCGGGCUAACCGAUUAACCGGCAACCGAUUAUCAGCCAUAACGACACCGCACGAUUGAUCGAGAAGUUCCAGAUACGCCUCUGGUUAACCUCCGGUAAUUAUUUAUACUCAUGUCAGUUUCAUGUGGGCCUCCGGUAAGCCUCGGGGAUUGUUCACCUACGUUAUUUGGGCUUGGUGCUAGGCCCAUUUUCAAUUUUCAUUUCAGGUGUGAUUAUGGACAAAACCGAGUAACUUGUAGGCCCAUUUUCAAUUUUCAUUUCACGUGUAGCUGCGGGCAAAACCGAGUAACUUCCCAUCCCAGCCCGAUCCGAACUCCUCCACGGCUCCACCCUCUGGUUCAGCUUCAUCGGUUCUCAUACUAGAAUACGCAACUGAACUUCACUGGAGUCGACUUGGGAAGAGGAAGAAGAAGAAGCAGGAAGAUGAAAAUGGCGUCAAUCUGAAAGUUGAUCUCCCUCGCUUUUUCCCACGGAAUUGAUUUAGAAGUUCGCAUCUUUUCUUGUUUCCCACUCCGGAUCGGCCCUUCUAAUGGCGUCCCGGAUUGGCGGCUGCCGCCGUCCGUUUCUCCUUCUCUUCCUCCUCUCCCUCGCUUCCCAGACAGCUUUCUCGUGGAAGAAAGACGAGUUCCGAAACUGUAACCAGACCCCAUUCUGCAAGCGCGCUCGCUCCAGGAAACCCGGCGCUUGUACCCUAAUCGCCGAUCAAGUCUCCAUUUCCGAUGGCCUGCUCACCGCCAAGCUAAUCCCUAGGCCGAUUGCCAGUCAGGAAGAGGGUGAAGAAAAUCAACAGAUCGCCAAACCUCUGCUUCUCUCCGUCGCGAUUUACCAAGGUGGAAUCCUACGCCUGAAAAUUGAUGAAGACCCGGCCCUCGACCCGCCCAAGACCCGGUUCCAAGUUCCCGAGGUGGUCGUCUCCGAGUUUGACGAGACCAUGCUCUGGCUGUCUAGGGUGUCGACCGAGAUCCUCGACGGCGAUUCAGCUCCUUCCUCAGUCGUCUAUUUGUCAGACGGAUACGAAGCUGUUCUUCGACACGAUCCAUUUGAGCUUUUUGUGAGGGAGAAGUCAAGUAAGUCGCGUUUGGUUUCGUUGAAUUCUCAUCAGCUGUUCGAUUUCGAGGAAUUGAGGGUUAAGAAUGAAGGGGAAGAGUGGGAAGAGAGGUUUAAAGGUCAUACAGAUACCAGGCCUUAUGGUCCUCAGUCAAUCAGCUUCGAUGUAUCAUUUUACGGUGCUGAAUUUGUCUCUGGUUUGCCUGAGCAUGCUACGAGCUUAGCUCUGAAGCCAACUAAAGGCCCGGGAGUUGAUGAUUCCGAGCCUUACAGAUUGUUCAACUUGGACGUGUUUGAGUAUCUCCAAGAGUCGCCUUUUGGUCUCUAUGGAUCAAUCCCAUUGAUGAUUGCUCUUGGUAAAAGUGGGAAGAGCUCUGGGUUCUUCUGGUUGAACUCGGCUGAGAUGCAGAUCGAUGUGUUGGCCGAAGGAUGGAAUGCAGAUUCAGGACUAUCCCUUCCUUCUGAUCAGAAGAGAAUCGAUACAUUAUGGAUGAGUGAGGCAGGGAUAGUGGAUGCUUUCUUUUUCGCAGGCGCGGGUCCUAAGGACGUUGUGAGCCAAUACACAGCUGUGACUGGGAAGCCCGCAAUGCCACAACAUUUUGCCACAGCUUAUCAUCAAUGCAGAUGGAAUUACAGAGAUGAGGAGGAUGUGGAGAAUGUGGAUGCCAAGUUUGAUGAGCAUGAUAUUCCUUACGACGUUCUGUGGCUGGAUAUCGAGCAUACGGAUGGUAAGAGGUACAUGACAUGGGAUUCGGUUAUGUUCCCGCAUCCCGAGGAGAUGCAGAAGAAAUUGGCAGCCAAAGGAAGGCACAUGGUGACCAUUGUUGAUCCUCAUAUUAAGCGGGAUGAUAAUUAUUAUAUACACAAGGAGGCUUCAGAGAAAGGGUAUUAUGUGAAGGAUUCGAGUGGAAAGGACUUUGAUGGGUGGUGUUGGCCUGGGUCAUCUUCUUACUUAGAUGUGUUGAGUCCUGAAGUGAGGUCGUGGUUCAGUGACAAGUUUGGGUUUGAUAGCUAUAAGGGUUCAACUCCGUCGCUGUAUAUUUGGAAUGAUAUGAACGAGCCUUCCGUGUUCAAUGGCCCAGAGAUUUCAAUGCCAAGGGACGCUUUACAUUUUGGGGGAGUGGAGCAUCGGGAAUUACAUAAUGCCUAUGGCUACUUCUACCAUAUGGCAACCUCAAAUGGCCUUGUCAAGCGUGGAGAUGGAAAAGACAGGCCGUUUGUUCUGUCUAGAGCAUUCUUUGCUGGAACUCAGAGGUUUGGAUCUGUCUGGACAGGGGAUAACACGGCAGAUUGGGAUCACUUGAGAGCAUCUGUUCCGAUGAUUUUGACCCUUGGUUUGUCCGGAAUAUCAUUCUCGGGUGCCGACGUUGGAGGGUUCUUUGGAAAUCCGGAGCCAGAGUUACUAGUACGGUGGUAUCAACUUGGUGCUUUCUACCCUUUCUUUAGGGCCCAUGCUCAUCAGGACACGAAAAGGCGUGAGCCUUGGUUAUUUGGAGAGCGAAAUACGAAGCUCAUAAGACAAGCCAUACAUGUCCGUUACAUGCUGCUUCCAUAUUUUUACACGGUGUUCCGUGAGUCAAACACUACUGGUCUCCCCAUUAUGCGUCCUCUCUGGAUGGAGUUCCCUUCCGAUGAGGCUACCUUUAACAAUGACGAAGCUUUCAUGGUUGGAAGCAGCCUCUUGGUCCAAGGGAUUUAUACAGAGCGAGCGAAACACGUUUCAGUUUACCUACCUGGGAAAGAACUAUGGUACGACCUCUUGAGCGGAAGUCAGUACAAGGGGUCUCAAACUCACAAGCUAGUGGCCUUGGAAGAUCGAAUUCCUGCAUUCCAAAGGGCUGGGACUAUCAUACCCAGGAAAGAUCGUUAUCGUCGGAGCUCCACACAGAUGGUCAAUGAUCCUUACACUCUGGUGAUAGCUCUGAACAGUUCUCGAGCAGCUGAAGGGGAGCUCUACAUUGACGAUGGGAAGAGCUUCGAGUUCCUGCAAGGAGCCUACAUCCACCGACGAUUCGUUUUCUCGAAUGGAAAGCUCACAUCUCUAGACCUGACCCCUAACAACAAGUCGUCGAAAUUCACCUCACAAACCGUCAUCGAAAGAAUCAUACUCCUGGGAUACUCUCCUGGACCGAAGAACGCCCUGAUCAAACCCAGGAAUGAGAAGGUUGAGGUGGGACUUGGGCCACUCGUGCUUGAAACCGGCCUUGGAUCUUCUUCCUUGGUUGUAACCAUUCGGAAGCCAAGUCUCCCGGUGGACAAGGACUGGACUGUAGAACUCGUGUGAGAGCUGACAUCUUCAUGCAUGAAAAGAGACCAGAAACUGAAAGAAGGCGAAGAAAGAAUCUCUCCAAGUUGCUGAAUGGAAAUUUUUGUGUAAUGUAACUAUCCUUGUUCUCCCUUUCCCUUUUUGAGGGAUACGAGAAGAAAAAAAGGACCCAAUUUUCAGCAACACUUGUUCUACUUAGAAGCAUGAGCAUACAGAUUCAAGUUUCAGAGAGCUCUAAGAUUGAAUCAUCAGACAGUAGAUGAGUUUUGACUCGCAGGACAUUUCUCUCUUGUAUGUCAUCCUGGAGGUGUAGCUCUCCCAUCCCAUACUGUUCAUUUUAGGUACCAAAAGUUGAACUGAAGUCUUCCAUCUGGUUUUCUACCAAUUUGAUCCCAAAGUGAACUCAACCAAAGAAACUAACAGAUAAAGUCACAUGAACUGG